Clupea harengus (Atlantic herring) is the source of this 554-nucleotide messenger RNA. RefSeq names its product NADH:ubiquinone oxidoreductase subunit A12 (gene ndufa12). The record is from RefSeq and is a predicted model, not a curated record. Lineage: Eukaryota; Metazoa; Chordata; Actinopteri; Clupeiformes; Clupeidae. Gene Ontology annotation, biological process: response to oxidative stress. Gene Ontology annotation, cellular component: membrane; respiratory chain complex I.
CCUGGCAACCCUGAGUGGUACGCAACAUCUUCCGUCGAAAAUGGCGGAGUACUAUCAUGUUUUUAGAAGGGCUUUAGCCCAGUUGGGAGGUCAUGGGGGUAUACGUGGAUUUCUUUUGCAAUUAGUGAGGGUUAAUGACGUGAAAACUGGAGCUCUAGUUGGAAUUGACAAGUAUGGAAACAAGUACUUCGAGGAUAAUCGUCAUUUCUUAGGUCGUAAUCGCUGGGUGAUCUACACCACAGAGAUGAACGGAAAGAACACCAUGUGGGAAGUUGACGGAAGCAUGGUGCCUUCUGAAUGGCAUCGCUGGCUUCACUGUAUGACUGACGACCCCCCGACCACACACCCCCCUGCUCCCAAGAAGUUCCUCGCUGAUAUCCACCAGUUCAAUACCAGUGGCUCGGCAGACAUGUACGUUCCCUACUCCACAACCCGGAAGAAGAUCCAUGAGUGGGUGCCCCCAAAGGCUGGGGCUCAGUGAACCCCUCUGUCCCUCUGUACAUUGUAAUUACCUGUUUAGAAAUUAAUAAAUAAAUUAAACCAACCUACAAAAA